This is a messenger RNA of Dromaius novaehollandiae (emu), 4984 nucleotides long. It is a transcript of the gene GYG2, whose product is annotated as glycogenin 2. The record is from RefSeq and is a predicted model, not a curated record. Bases 282 to 1532 code for a protein of 416 amino acids. The transcript is spliced from 10 exons. Lineage: Eukaryota; Metazoa; Chordata; Aves; Casuariiformes; Dromaiidae. Gene Ontology annotation, cellular component: cytoplasm. Gene Ontology annotation, molecular function: glycosyltransferase activity.
GCGGCGGCGCUGCGCCGCGCCGCUAGGGAGCGCCGCAGUGCCGCGGUCACGCGUGGGGCGCUGCGCGGACGCGGGGCGCAGCGCGGGUGGCGGAGGCGGCUGUGCCCCGCCGCGGGAAGGCUGGAGUCCCCGUGGACAUAAUUCGCCUCGCACUGUCCUCAGCAGGAAAGAGGCUAAUCCCCUUGGCGACUUUCCAAGUGCGCCGGGGCGCCGAGGGCAGGUGACAAGGGCGCAGAGCCCGGCUGGUCUGCGACAGGGCAGCCCGCUCCCCGUCCUGCAGCAUGUCUGUAACAGAUCAAGCCUUUGUGACCCUUGCUACCGAUGAUGUUUAUUGUCAAGGAGCUCUGGUUCUUGGACAGUCCCUGCGGAACCAUAGGACAUCUAGAAAAUUGGCAGUACUAAUUACACCAGUGGUUUCCAGUGGGAUGAGGUCUGUCCUCCACAGCGUGUUCGAUGAAGUAAUUGAGGUAGAUGCACUUGACAGUGCUGACUCGGUCCGUUUGGCUCUGUUACAGAGGCCAGAACUGGGUGUAACCUUCACUAAGCUUCACUGUUGGACUCUUACUCAUUACAGCAAAUGUGUCUUCAUGGAUGCAGACACUCUGGUGUUAUGCAACGUUGAUGAACUGUUUGAUCGAGAAGAGUUUUCAGCAGCUCCUGAUUCUGGCUGGCCUGACUGCUUCAAUAGUGGUGUAUUUGUGUUCCGACCGUCUUUAAAAACCUACAACCUUCUGCUCCAGUUUGCGGAAGAACAUGGCAGCUUUGAUGGGGGUGAUCAAGGCUUGUUAAAUAGUUUCUUCAGUAACUGGGCAACAACAGAUAUUGACAAACACUUACCUUUCAUCUAUAACUUAAGCAGCAGCGCUGUAUACACCUAUGUUCCUGCUUUCAAUCAUUUUGGUAGAGAUGCCAAAGUUGUUCACUUUUUGGGGUCGGCAAAGCCCUGGAACUACAAAUACAACCUUCAAACAAGGAGAGUUAUGCAGGAUGGCACCACCUCUGGAUCUUUGCAUCAGCUGUCAUUUCUUGCCCUCUGGUGGAACAUAUACAGUGCCAGUAUAUUGCCUUUGUUAGAAAAACCUCAAAAGAUGGAAGAGUCAGAAGCUGAGGAAUGUAAGCACACAUUCAAUGGAGUUGAAAUUAUACUAAAGAAGGUCGAUCGUCCUGUGGCCAAUUCACUGCAAAUGCCUGCGCUUCCAGAGUGGACAUAUGAAACAUACCCCACAACAUGUUCACCUGAGGAACUCAUUUUCAAAGCGCAACCUGUUUGUGAAGUGGAACAACGCAGUUCUAAUGCGCAUCUCUCUGAGCCUGACAGAUCUUCAGAACAACAUAUGCUUCAUCCAGCAUUUCAGAAAACCUCAAAACUGAAUGAGGUUACAUAUGCUGUUUCAGAGCUGUCUAUUCACCUCAAACCAGAAGAACCAAGUGCAGAAGAUGAACGGAGAAAAUGGGAGGAAGGGCGAAUGGACUAUAUGGGGAAAGAUGCUUUUGAACAUAUCAAAAGGAAGUUGGACGCAUUUUUAUAUUAAGAUGAAGUGUACUGUGAUGGCCAUCAUCUAUGUCUCUUGUAUAAAUGCAGUCCUUAGAUAUUUGGUUUUCUUUGUAGUUUAUUUGACACUAAAGUUAAAGGUAGAUAUGGGUCAUUAUAUAUUUUGAGAGAAGAUGAGCAGAUACAGACUGCCGGUUUUUAACUGUUUUGUGUGCCUCAACUUUAUUGUUCUCCAUAGUGCCUACUAAAGUAUAAUGCAGAAGUGAAAUCCUCUGAAUUCAAAAGUCUCAUAUUUAUCAUUCUCCCCACCUCCUCCCCACAGUGUUCUUUAGUAAUGGUCAUGACCACUGAGAAGAUGCUACAAAAACUUUUUUGAGUUAAAAUCUUUUUUUCUGGAACUAAGUUAACGAAUCCAAGGGCAAACAUGAUGUAGACUUUCAUGUGAGAGAAAAAUGAGCGAGGAGAUAAAAUCCUGGCCUUAUAGGAGUCAGCGACAAAACUCGUUCAUUUAAGUAUAAUUAUAAUUAGAGGAAAUUAGGACUUUUUGUCUGAGAUCACUAGUGGACAUUCUCCCUGUUUUAUAUGGAAGUUGAUCAAGCAACAGGAUGAUUAGGAGUGGUCUAAAACUCUUAAAAUAGAUCAUGUAUGUCAACCUUUUAUAUCAUCACUAUAGGAUAUUGUUGGUUUUGUGUAUAUGUUAGCUCUACUUGCAUAUUCAGAGUGGCAUAGUCAGAGGAAGAAAUGCUGUCACUGUGGUGUAAACUUUCUGGUGCUUUAUAUUUGUUUACAAUACUCCAAACUGCAGUUCAUAAAGGCACUAUUCUCAUUUAACAGAGUUGCAGCAUAUUGCAGCCAGUUGGAGUGCAACUGAAAACACAGUUGGUACUUGUUUUAGUAAAUAGGCCCUUUAAACAAUCUUCUAAAGAAUAGCUGUGUUUGGGAACCAAUACAUUGGUGAGUAUAGUUCCAGAAAAAUCUAUUGAUGAGCCUCCAUUACAUUAAUUAUACUUAUGGGGGAUUGCUUUGUGAAUUUGGGUAUUUAGAUUUGACUAAUUUCAGCAAAUGUAACAAACAAGUGAAAGAGAAAUGCUAAAAGAAAUGCCCAGCAAAUGAUUCAUCUCAUUUCUCCAUUGAUCAUAACGUUAAUUCACUUUUCCUGGGAAGCUAACCUUCGCAUGCUAACACGGUAGGUGCACUCCACCUCCUGUUUUUGUACGGCACAACGUGCCUAUGCAGAGAUUGCAGUAUACUAGCUGCAGUGUACUCAUACACAUGUGGCAUUUGAUCUGGGCUAACUAUCCCUGUCUCUUAGAGAAAUAAUUUGUGCACUUCUGAAAAAGUUCUUAGUUUUUAUAAGAAUUGCUGCUAAUAUAAUUCAAACAGCUUGAAGACUGUUUAAAAUGCCAGUCAACAGUGUGAACUAAUGCUUCAUGCAGCUGUACUUUUUACAGCAAUUAGAAUGAGAGAAAAUUACUGACUUCAAAUCAUUAACCGAAAGGUUUUAGAAUAGGCAUGCUAUUGUAAAAUAUUUAAGUGAAAGGAGCAGUCAUGGAAUACACUUGAAAGUAUCAAGAUGUAAAAUGAUAUUGUGUGUGAACUGUGCAGUGUUUUGCAAAGAAAUACAGUAAGAUUAAUGAUUAGCAAGUCCUUGCACCAAAGUUAGUUAUGCUAAUAUAACAUAUAGCUCUGGAAUUAUUUUAUUUCCUUGAAUUCAUGGAAAUAAAGUAGAAAUUGACAUAUAAAGUCAUGUGCCCAUCAGAUGAUGCAGGGUUAGAGAUUUUGUUUUGUUGUGCCAGGGAGUAUUAUUCUUGACUGACUGGUUACUUUAAUAUACCUUUCAAUUUUACUAAAUUGCAUUUGUGACAUUAGCACUGCCAGCUGAGCAGAAUUAAAAGGUGGUGUGAGUUAUAAUUAUUUCUACAGACACUCAUAAGCUUUAGAAUCUCUCUUGAAUUAGUAGAACACUAGUUGGUUUAUUUUGUUUAUGGAAAAGCAUAGCAGUAGUUUCAAGACCCAACGAAGUUUGUGUGCAGUAGGCCUUCACGUAAAGAAGUCUGUUGAAAUAGUUAAAUGUGGUCUCCCAGUGGAUUCUAGCACAACACUGUUGUCACCAGAUAGUGAGAAGGGAGAAUGCUUUGAAUUAAAUCCAGAAGUUGCAAGUGCUGUGCUUUGGGCAGUAAUGUUUAGUUCUUGCAGGCCUCAUUUGAAAUCUUCUUGGGGCCACAAGCAGGUUUGGAGGGUAUUAUGGGUAGCAUGUUGCUAAGUUAAAAAUUACCUGGAAGUACACCUUACUCAACUUCAGCUAGAAUUUCUUCCACAUUAAAUCAUGGUGUAGUCCCAGGUAUUUUUAGAGUAAAGAAAGUUAAGAAAUGCAGAAUUUCGGAUGUGCGAUUCCUCCUUAAACAAGACACUUUCACUUUGGCAAUUCGGAAUGCCCUGUAGAGCAAUCACUUUGUCUCUGUUCAAUUAAAUGUUGUAAGAUAAAAAGUUGCAGAGACAAAGUGAGUAUCACAAAAUAUCUUGUACUGUCUGGUGUGUGUGUGUGAUUUUGUGUGCAAUUUUGUGUUUUGUCACUGUUGUUUAAGCCCUACUGAUGUGAGAAGCAACCAGGAGGGUUUUUGAAAGGACAAACCCUGAGCUGUUGGUGUCUGUGUGGCAGACUUCUUGACUUCUUUUGUAUUUAAAGAGGAUAACUUGUGUUUAAAUGAAAACCUGCUGAUUCUCUCUCCUUCUCUCAUGUGCUUAAGAGAGUUAUUUCCAGCUAGACUUAAGAGGGUAAUUUCAUUUGCAGUACAACAAUUUUAUGGGGUGCUGUUCAUGUAUAAACAGGAGAUAGUGUGGGUGUGCCACAAAGAAAAUUCUUGAAAAUUUUAGACGAGUGGGUUACUGCACUUUGCUAGUCUACAGGAAAGGAAGACUACUGUUCUUGAAGCAUCUCUUUACUUGCUGCCUGGUGUCAUGUGAAGGCCUUUGCAAUUGCAUGCUCUUGGGAAAGCAGAAGAGAGUUUUCUUUGUGUUUCUAGUUUAGUCAGCGCAUAUUAGUUAUGUUUUGUAUGGCUGGGAUUUGAAAAAAUGUUUAGUUAUUUCUCUACCUUGAUUUUUCUGCCAGGAAUGGAAAAUUACAUUAAUAGCAGGUGACUUUAUACAUUUUCAUGCUUCUGAAAAUGUAUACUUGGUCUACAGAAACAAGUCUACAGCAUGCCUGUCUGUUCCUUAAUAGAUCUGAACCUAUUGUUUUCCUAAGCUGUUUCAAUUCAUGUGACUUUGAUAAUAACAUGAGUCUGUUUUUCUAACUUACAUCUCUAAUAAUUUCACCUUUGUGUGAGAGUAUUUAGCUCUGUUUAUUAAAGAAAAUGAUUUAUAUAUUUCUGUUUCCUUUUGUCUCAGUUUUCUUUUUUAUCAUGGUGGUAUUUUUUAAUUUCUGUAUGUUUUUUUUUCUUUUAAUCAGCUCUAUAAAUGAAAUAAAAUGCACAGGAAUCAAUUAUCAAUUGA